Messenger RNA from Leptidea sinapis, 10080 nucleotides. RefSeq lists its product as uncharacterized. The record is from RefSeq and is a predicted model, not a curated record. The transcript has 11 exons. Gene Ontology annotation, molecular function: guanyl-nucleotide exchange factor activity. Bases 170 to 6823 code for a protein of 2217 amino acids. Lineage: Eukaryota; Metazoa; Arthropoda; Insecta; Lepidoptera; Pieridae.
GAAGCGUAUGUACGUGUCGCAGUCAUAUGACUAGUAUCGCGAUGUUUGUUUGUCAACAAAUAAAGUAAAAGCAGAUGGAUUAAUAUGGGAAACAGUGUUUCUUUAUAUAAUGUGCUACUGGUGAUGCGUUUUGGUGUUAUUAUGAUGGUAAAAGUGUAGUGCAGCGAAUAUGGAUGGUCCAAAUGUCGACUCCGAUCAUUCUAUGACUUGGGAAGACUUUUUCGGUAGCACUACGGAUCUGACACCAACACUCAUAGGAAUAUACGAUGCACUAUUAGAACCAGCAAAGAGUACAAAACCUGAAUCAAAUCGUUUAGAAACUGCCAAAGAUGCUAGAAACGACCCACCAGUACAGAAAGUUGCAAACAAAAUGACACAAGAAAAGGACAAUGGAAUCAAACCACCAGUAUGCUCUAGCCCACCGAAAAACCCAUCCAAAUUGGCAGGCGGCGUAAGACUUCCCAUUGCAUCUAUUAAUAAAAGUUCUUUAUACGAUAUCAGAACUAAAAGUGAUACGAAUGGUGCUAGUGAAAUUACAAGUGAAGUCUUUAGUGAUAUUGAAAGUAGCAAGGUACAAAGGACGUUCCGGGAAGUGAAAUAUGAAACAGCGUUUGAUAAUUUUUCUCCAAACGUGAAGCGUAUGUUAUCAAGCGCAUCGGAAACGACAACGCUUAAGUUCCAGAAAAAACCCAUUGGAGGAGUUAGGUCUUCGUCGCGGAAGUGUAAUAUACCUCUAGUUGGAACUACGUCGAAAAUAUCUCAAUCUGGCGUAGAGAUACUACCGUCAGUUGAAAUAUAUGAUCAACCACAAUUAUUCAAAUCUAUUAGCAAAGUCGAAGAGCCAGUAAAACCGCAAAUCAAGCCAGAGUUUAAAACUGAUGAAGCCCAAACGUAUGAUGUGCCUACAAAUAAUCGACCAGCUAUUUACGAUGUCCCUAAUCCAAAUAAAACGUCAUUCGAUUCGUUAUCCUUACCAUACAUCGACCAGUCAAUCGAGCUAUCUAUUGCCAACGAUAGAGAGUUCGAUACAAAGUUAUCCUCGCAAGAUAACUCUCCAUCCAAACCAGAGAAAACCUCGACGCCAGAUGUAUCCCCAACUAAAAUUAUGAAAACAGGCAGCUUACAAAGAAAUUCUAAUGAAACAAAACAUCUAAUUAAAGCAACUUUUCAAGUAGGAUCAACAGGAAGUUUGAAACCACCAGAGAAGGAAAGACUUAAUCCACCUAUAGAAGUAACUAGACCAUUAUCAAUGAGUUCCAUUGCUUCCUCAAGUUCGACGUCUAGUAGUGGAGUCCAAAAUAAAGGUGGAGUGAAUUCGGCGUACUUAGCGUCGAUCGAAAGCCUGGAUGACCAUAGUGACGCAGAUCUUACUUCGGCAAAUGGCAGUAAUAAUUUUGUGAAUAUAGCUGGCAAAACUGCCAGUUUGUCUGAAGACAGUCGAGUAUUGAAUGUUCCACGUCAGAUAGUAGUUGAAGAGAUGUCAGGAAUGUCACAGCUUGAGAGAGUGUGCGCAGAAAUAGUUCAGACGGAGAAUGUCUACGUGGAGGAUCUGAGACAAGUUGUCGAGGGCUACCUGCACGUAUGGCGCAGAGAAGUCACCUUUUCAGAUGAAGAGCUGUCGGAACUCUUCAACAACAUCGAAGACAUUUACAUAUUUAACAGAUCUCUUUGCUCCGAAUUGAACACGUGUCGCCUGGACGCGACCUGCAUUGCGCGAUGCUUUGUGAACAACACUGCCGGCUUCUCUGUCUACACGUCAUACUGCACCGGAUACCCUGGCACUAUGGAACGCUUGGCUGCACUGGCAUCGAAGCCUCAGAGUGCCAGAGAGUUCCGGGAACGACAGCUCGGACUGAACCACCCGCUGCCAUUGGCCUCGUAUCUGCUGAAACCUGUGCAGAGAAUUCUGAAGUAUCAUCUCUUACUACAGAACGUUGUGAAGCAGUGCGCGUCGAGCGAGACAGAAUAUGCUCUUCAGCAGAUGACGGCCAUCGCUCAGCAUAUCGAUGAUAUGAAGAGGAGACACGAGCACGCUGUCAGGGUUCAGGAAAUACAAUCUCUACUGUACGGAUGGAAUGGACCUGACUUGACCACAUAUGGAGAACUCUGCGCUGAAGGGACAUUUAGAGUUUUCGGCGCCAAGGCAAUGCGGCACGCGUUCCUCUUCGACAAAAUGUUGCUGGUAACGAAGAACAGGGAGGACGGAAUAUUAGCUUACAAAUCUCAUAUAAUGUGUAACAAUAUGAUGUUAGUGGAGUCUAUAGCGGGCGCUCCGCUUUCCUUCCACGUGAUACCAUGGGACGCGCCUCGCGCACAGCUGACAUUGCAGGCGAGGUCGCCGCGACACAAACGAGAAUGGACCCUACUACUUAAGCGGGUUAUAUUGGAGAACUACAAUGCAGUAAUACCGUCGCACGCUCGUCAGCUAGUGAUGGAGUUGGGACAAAAUAAAACUGACGAUGACAUCCUUGCAGAAAAAUCACAUAACCUAAUAACCCAGGCCUCUAUGAGAAAGCAGCUGUCAGCCCCAGAAUAUUUAGAAAAAAGAAAACUGGAGCGUGAAAGGCGAAAAUCAUUUGAAAACGGCCGAACUAAGAAGCUUAACAGGAAACUGACUCCACCCAACGCGAGUGAUAGCCAAGACUGCGAUUGCGUACAUGUAUCAGCCGAAAAGGGAAUAGAUUAUACGUGUGAUGUUUGCUAUGUUGACUUAUGCUCCGAGUGCGAAGAACUUGCUAAAGAAAAAGAUAAAUGUAAUUGUAAAAUAGAUGAUACAGACGAAAAAUGCCCUGAAUGUGAUAGAUUUCUUCAUUAUAUAGACGCAGGAAGCGUAGAGCAUUUAGAAAGAAAGCAACUUUGUAAGUGUGGGGAUUUUAAAUCUUCACAAGAAAGUUUCAAUAAAGAAUCCAGUGGAUUGUACAAAACAAGAAACUUCCAUUCGUCCGACAAUAUAAUUGGAUAUACAGAUAUGAAGAGUAAAGAAGAUUUGUCGGAUAUUCCUGUAGCUAAAAUGCAGAAAACCUGCUUGAAAUGUUCGAAAAUAAAAGAAAAUAUUGUAGUUACAGAUUCAAGCGGAACUUUACGUACUAGGAAAUCUAGAUGUACAGACAGUGACAGAACCAAAACUGAUACUUUAAGAUCAAAAUCUAGAGAUGAUCCACAACGAUCUAAACUAUCUAAGAUUGGUACCUGGCGAAGAAAGUCCGAACCAGGCUUACAGAAUGCUCAAAACUUGAUAAGUAAGAAGUCUCAGGACAGUGAUGGUGAAAGAUAUGACGGGAGAAAUGAUAAAAUAGAAUUUGAGUGUCGCAAUUGCGGAUCAAAUAGAAUUAUAAAGAAACAAAAAUCUAAUGAAGGCACACUUACUUCAGAUCCGGAAAACGAAAGUAGGAAAAUGAGACCUGCUGUUGAAAUUAGAAUGUACAAUACUAAAAAUAUACCAAAGAAAAUUUCUAAAAUAAAAAAGAACAGGGCUAAGGGACGCUUAGGUUCUAAUACAACACGGUUUUAUACUGACUUUUCUACAGAUGUAUCGACACAGAAUAUUUUACAUAUUUCUGAAUCAAAUGACAGUUUAAAUGAAGACAAAUCAACAAAUGUUCCAUUUUGUCCAGUAUCAGAAUCAAUUAGUAAAGACGAGGAUAUCGACGAAGAAACUUACAAGAAGUUGAUAGAAAAAACUGAUUCAUUUAAAAAGAAUGAAUUGGAAAAAGUCAAAUAUUUAAAUAAGCAAAACGUUAUUAACGAGGGCUCAGAAACACAAUCGCAACAAAACGUCCAAGAAAGUUGUGAAGAGAGUGAACAACCAUUGGAGCAAAUCAUUUCACAACUUCUGUUGCAAAACAGGGAAUUCCAAAAACUUCUAAAGAAACAGCAACAACGAAAUAGCGCACAUAGGAGAAAUCAAAGAUUAUUGAAAUCACAUUCAAUUCCUGAUGAGGUUAUAUCAACACAAAAUGAUUUCACAAAAUUAAGACCAAAAUUUACUCGUCAGUUAUCAGAAAACAUAGAACUUUCUAUAAAUGAAGAAAAAAUUGAAUCUAUACCUAAUAAUAUCUCUGAUGUGCAUAAGGAUGACAUUUCCGAUGACGAUCAUAUUUAUGAGACACUACGUGUGGAUAAACAGGAAAAAGAAUGUUCCAGAAGUACUAAAAAUAAACCAAGUGAGCAAAUAUCCCAAACGUUAAAGUUCAUCAAAGAUGAUCAAGAUCCUACUUCAAUUUCUAUUUGUGCAUCUGGACCACCUGAAUCUGAUUACGUGUAUUUAUCAUUUGAUGAAAUAAAACAGGUUCAUGAAACUAUAGAUGGAGGCUUAUAUGAUGUACCUGUUGCGUCUCCAGAAAAAGUAGAAAUUUCCCAUCCUAAAAUUGAAAACAGUACCUAUUAUGUAGCAAUGAAAAAUCAAGGACCACCUGUUGCAAAAGAAGACAACCUUUAUGAUAAUCUUGUUGAUGUUAUCAGACGUAAAAAAGAUGUACCCACAACUUUGGAGACGGAUUAUUUGCCAAUGAGUCCAGACCUCCAAAGCCCAAAUACACCAGAAAUUUGGCUAAGCCGCCAGAAAGAACAUUUCAAUGUUUCUAGAGAUAGAAAAUCUGGAUCGUUACCUAGAAGUUUUCAAGUGCCUACAAAUAUUACUGAUGAUCCAAAUUUAGGUUCAUUUAAAUGCAAACCCAAUGGUAGCAAAACAUAUAUUAAUAGAGAUGGAAAAGUAAUGAGCGUUGAUAGACCUUUUACGAUUGCAUCAGAUCAAAGCGAAAUUAGCUAUGACGAUGUAGAGGCAUAUAUGAGUGAAGGAGAUAUCUUGAAGUUUAACAAAAGUUCUAAAACAGUAGAUGAUUCUCAAAACAUCAGUAAAUCAACCUUAGAAUUAGAGGAAGAAAUUGAUCGUUGUUAUAAAAACAAUUUCGAGAAGAUAAAUUUAGAUCAAAAUAAAAAUGAACAUGUAAAUGUCACUCUAACUAAUUUAGAUGUGUCAGUGACAUCAUCAUGUGAAGCACUUACAAGUGCGCAACAUAUCGAUAAAACAAAAAUUUCUAACGCUAUACACCCUGAACAUAAAAUAUACAAGCCUACUGGAAGUGCUCUAUCUCUCAAAAAUGUUUUGAGCCGAUUCAAAACUCGUACUCCACCUAAAAGUGACGGUUUUGAACCAAAUGCAAAUGAAAUUGAAGAUAAGACGGACCCAAAAAGUCCAACAAGUGAUAAAAGACCGGGUCUAAACCCUAGAAGCUAUUCUAAAAACUUACUGCAAAGAUUCAGAAGCAUAAUUGGAGACGAUCAUUCCGAUGAUAAUCAAAAUAAAGUGGACGUAAAAACAUUAAAAUUAACAGAAGCUAAUAAAAUUAAUGUCAUCAAUUCAAGUACAGAUAACAUCCCUACUACUUCUGUUUAUACAGUAACAACGGAUAUGAGUCGAAGUGUUUGUGAAAGAAGCGAAAGUCAAGUAGAAAAAGAGAAUUUGGAAAUAUUAUCUCAAAGUUGUGAUAAUCUUUCUCAGAAACCACAACGACUCUCGUAUGAGAAAAGUGUAAGCAUGGUUACAACAACAAGUUCUUUAAGCAGUACUUCAUCUCCUUCGAAAUCCAACUGCAGUUCACACCAAAGUUUGAAUAAACUACCUAUUUAUAUGCAAGGAAGUAAACAUCUCGGUGCAAGAAUUGCACAAUCGGAUUAUGUUGAUCCAACGAAAUUAAUGAACGAAAGAAAUGAAAUAAAAAAUAUAAAUAUUCUUAUAAACAAAAAUGCCAUACGACCAGAUAGCCUAUUUUCAAAUUCGUCUUUUGUAACCUUAUCGAGUGAGGGAACAUACCACGAAACGCACAACAAAGUUAAUGUCAUGGAGAAAUCCACAGAAUCUUCAAGUCAUAUGAACUCCGAUGAGAGUUACUAUGAAAAGUCCUUCGAAAAAAUUGAGCAAGUGACUGACGAAGAUGUUUUUAGAGAUUCAGCUGUAUAUUCUGAUCAAGAAGAAUCAGAGGAAUCUAAAAUAGAAGAAAAAAUGAAAACAAAAGUACUUAGUAGAGUAGAAAGCAUUAAACGUAAUUCAUCGUUCAAGAAACAUAUGGUUUCUACAGAAAAAAUAGAUGUUCGAACAGCCAUAAGAAAAACAGCAAACACUGAAAAAAUCAAUGAUACAAGACCAAUGGUUUCAGAAAGAAAAACAAAAAUUGCGCCUCCGGUUCCAAUCAAACCUAAACUUUCACAACUAGCUAGUGUAUCAACGAUUCAAACGAAAAUAAUUACAAAUAAGAACUUAGUUAAAAGCAUAGAUCAAUCAUCAUCUUCAGAAUCUAUUAAUACUCGGACAAUUAAAAGGAAUACAACUUCAAAAUCCAAUUUCGCAAGGUCCGAAUCAGCGCCAGAAACACAAAACUCUCAGGCGAAGCAAAAAAUAUCAACUCACUCUUUUAAAACCACCAAGCCAACUGAUAAAGUAGUAGAAGAAAAACAAAAUAAUAUUGAAAUAAAAAGACUCGGCUUUGAGAGAGCUAGCUUAGAUUCUGCAACUAGGAAACGCAGUGUUGAUAAAAGAUGUUCAAUAGAUCAGCCGAAGUCUAAAUCUGUGCUAGAACGACGAAUGGAACUCGAGAAAAUGGCAAAGAAUGAAAUUAAACCAGUGCAGAGCAAAAAGCCCAUACAACCAGUUAAGCCGAAAUUAUUGACCACUAAGGUGGCAUCAUUCGAAAGAUCAGCUACUAUACCGAAAACAAUAGAAACAAAAAAGACAAACAUUCCCGUAAGUAAGAAUAACGAUGAAUCUGAAGACAUCGAGAGAGUUGAAGGGAGUUGGGUAAAGCAGGUAGUUAAUAAAUUUCAAUGAUCUUAUAGACAGCGACUGAGAUGAUUCCGUCUUACUGUACUACAUAUACUUAAGUGAGGUCGCACACCAAACGUAGUAUUUGUAAUACAACUUUAAAGCAACACGAAACUAUCACUAUAAUUUUAAAUUUCUACUCAUGAAAGUUUAAAUUGAUAAUGUCAACUACUCGCUGCCCACAAAUAUAUAGUUACGCUUAGGCACUGGCAGGUAUGGUAGGUCACUUUUCUGCAAUAGGUAGAUAUUGAAUUUUUAGAAGAAUUAGGAAUAAUUGUGCCUUGCCCUUUUCGAUAACAAUCUUAUAUCGUAUAUCGAUAUGUAGUCUAACGAGUGUUUCACAUUUAUAUAAAAUCUAGUAUAGUUCUGUUUAAUUUAUAUAUUCAAACAUUUUUACACGGAUAACUAUGCAAUCUGUUUUCAGUAUGUGUUACAUUAUACAUAUAUAAUAAUAUUGAGUUACAUCAGUAAUUUUAACGAUUACAUUAUUUAUUUUUAUAAAUAUACUAUACAAUAUUGCAGAAAUGAUUAUUCCUAAGCUGUGUUAUUUAUAAACAGGAAGUAAAGUUACUCCAAAUUUAAAACUUUAUCUUUUUAUCCGAACUUUGUCACUAAAUAAUUACAUGACGGGGGAAGUAAAUUUAAACUUGGAGUAACUUUACAUCACGUUUAUUAAUAAGACAGAAGAUCAUUUUCAGCCAAUUUACGUAAGUGUACGACCUCCUUAAGUAGAAUAUUUUUGUAAAUACUUUUUGUGAAACCUCGGCUUAUCUAGUGCCAUAGACAAAACUAUAUUUUUAUAUAAUGGUAACUGCACAACACCCACAUAUUAUGUAUAUACAAAACUUAGCUUAUUUUGUUAUGUGACUUAUUCGUGCCAUUUUAUAUAUUUACAACAUUAAUGUAUUUAUCGUGCAAUGAAAAGCAAUUGGAUACUUAAAAUAUUUAUUUUUAGUUUAUAAUUUUAUGUAGCUACUAACACCAAAAAGUAGUUUUUUUUGUUAAAUCACUAUUUUGUUCUGUUCUAUAGUGUCUAAAAUGUAAGGCAUGGAAGUGUUUUAAAUAACUGUUAGCAGUUUUUUAGAUUGAACGGUUAUAUGUAACAAAAUUUUAAAUUUAUACACACAAUAACAAAGAUUUUAAAACCAUAUAAUAUGGUACUCAGACCCGUUUUGACUCAGUUCGACUUAAAUAUUAUUUAUUUCAUAUGUAUAUGUCGCCUUGUAGGGUGUUAAUUGAUUUAUAUUCAAUUCAUUCGAUUGCGUUUUUAACCGACUUCAAAAAAGGAGGAGGUUCUCAAUUCGUCAGUAUUUUUUUUUCAUUUACUCAGAACUUUCGACUGGGUGAACCGAUUUUGAUAAUUAUUUAGGAUGCAAAUUAUUUGAGUUUUCUUUAGUGUUAAUUCCAUCGAUCCAGUGAGAAAUCGUUAAUCUCGUGCCAGAUUUUGGCGACUCAACAUGUGCUCAGGAUGCCUCGUGUAGAGGCGAAACACGUGUCGAAUUCUUUAAAGACAAAUAUUGGCAGAAUUAACACUAAAGAAAACUCAAAUCAUUUGGAUAAUUAUGGUUUUUCGCAAAGUAACGCCUACUUCAAUAAAUUUUCAAUUAUUUAGGAGCUUUUAAAGUCAUAGUUUAAAGUGAUAUGGUUCGAGUCCCGCAUCGUUCAUAAAAUUUUGUUUUCAGUUUUAUUUGUGUAAUUGAUCCCAGAAGUGAGGGUUAUCACUUUAAAAACAAAUUAGUUACUAAAUAUUCAAAUAAUACUAUUUUGAAAAAGUACCUCUAUUCAGUUGUUUUUUUUAAUAUUCAUACGCCCAAUGGUCUGUUUAUAAAAUUUCGUUAUAAACCAUUAUUUAUUUCAUACUGACUGCUCUUUACAGCGUGUAUCAUUUUCGCAACAUGAUGUUAGAUAUGAUAAAGUGCAGUUUCACCAUGUCAAAAGUUUAGAGAAAUAAUAGCUAUGAUCGAUUAAUCGGUUUAGAAGUUAGUAUGCUGCAAGCACCACCUCAUGGCUUCUACGGAGCUGAAGAGGAGUGCAUAUUAAAACCUAAUUCUUCACGAAAAAAUUCACGUAUAUACCAAUUUCCAUAACAUUACUAUACACAAACAUAACUUAUAACAUUUACAUAAUAUAAACAGUCUGGUAAAACAUAACGAUACUAUAGAACAGAAUCUAAAUAAUUAUUAGUUUUAGUUUUUGAUGAUCUUAAAUAUAUUUAUACAUUAUAGUUUUAAGACGAGUAAAAUUAAUUUGGAUGUAACAUUAGCACUCUUUUAAUCACAUUCUAACCUCUGUAUUCAUAUAUAUAUAUAUAAAACUUGUUGAUAUGUAACGUACCUAUUAUAGCUGUAGAUAGAUUUAAAUUCGCAUGAAUUUGUUCGUCUGAUAUCUCCUUCUUCUGUUCGGCGAGAGUCAAUAAUAACAUCGAGUAAUUGUAAUCGAGAUGUAAUUUACCUUACAUAAAUUAUACGUCUAGUUAAACUGUGAUGGCUGUAAGCACGUCGAAAUUAGCGGUAAAGUAUUAGCCUCUAUUUUUAUCAAACACACGCACACUACAACAAAGUGACUGAUGUAUCGCGAGUAAACGUAGCUUUCAUGCUCUACCUAGAUCUAUAAAUUAUCUAAGUAAUUAUUUUUUUAAUUUUAAUUUAGGUUGGCUAAUGAACUCUACUGAAGAUAUUAUUCGAUGGUUUAAAUAUAUUAUUUUUCCACAUAAUUUCUAUUGAAAUCUCAUACUUUUCAGAGAAGCCAUGAUUAAAUCAUAAUAAUUACGCUUAACAAAACUUAGCUUGAAGAAAUAAAACGAAAAGUUUAAAAUGGCUGCCGUGUGAGAAUGCAAUUUCGACUAUAGUAGGGCCAUAGAGACGAGAUAAAGAAUAUAAACAAAGUUUUAGGGCUUCAAAACAUUUUUAUUUGAAAAAGAUAUACUUAUUCAAAUUUUGUAUUCCCUAUUCUUAUUGCUGUCAUCGUAGUAGACAAGCAUGAUUCGUCGGAAAAGUCCGAAUCAGCCGUAUUUAUGACAAUUUGAUUCAGUUUAAUGGAACUCAAUAACGGUUCCUUUGUUUACAUUCUUUAUCUAGUCGCUAUUAGUAUGGAGUUAUCUGACAAAUGUCAUGUGGAUUUAAAUCUAGUUAUCCAAUUAUUAUAGUUAAGUUUGAAGCUGUUCAAGACAUAUACUUAAAAAUGGAGACUGUUAGUGUAAGUUUAUUGCACAACUAACUUAGUAUUAAACCUCAUCAACUUAUUACAAUAAAAUGUAAAUUGUC